Messenger RNA from Alnus glutinosa, 1441 nucleotides. Its product is annotated as protein SLOW GREEN 1, chloroplastic. The record is from RefSeq and is a predicted model, not a curated record. NCBI's taxonomy places the organism in Eukaryota, Viridiplantae, Streptophyta, Magnoliopsida, Fagales, Betulaceae. The transcript has a single exon. Bases 131 to 1129 code for a protein of 332 amino acids. Gene Ontology annotation, molecular function: protein binding.
GGUGGCUUCAGUUCACCAAUCCAACCCCCUACCUACUUCUUCACCAAUCCAAGUCCAGGCCAAGAAGAUUUCCAUUUCCCGUAAACCCUAACCCCUCCUUUUCCUCCUCCCAAAGGUAAAAGAAGCAACCAUGAGCUUCACCUUGGCCUCAACCUCCUCACUCAACACCCUCUCCAACUUCACCCCCAACGCUAAACCAUACCCACCAUUCUUAUCUUCUUCAUCUCUUCGUUUUCCAAUUCCCCCAAUUUCCCACUCUCGCCUCACACUCUUCGCUUCCUCAAUUCCCACCCCGAACGCCUCACCCGAUUCUCACAGAGACCCCAUUAUUCAAACACUUGCUAACUACACAAAAGCCGCACUUCUCAUCGGCACCGCGGCAUCGAUGAUCGGAAAACUCUCCCUCUUGCCGGCGAGAGCCGAAUCUCCCUCCGUAGUUGCCCAAGAAACCCCAAUUCUUGAAGAAGCCCACACCCCGCCCAAAGACCAGUCCUCGCCCUUGUCCGAAUUUCUCGAGUCCAAUUCAGAGGCCAUCGACGCCUUGAAGUCGCUAUUGCAGCAAAAGCUCGAGAGUGGUGAGGACGAAGAGGCUCUCAAGAUUCUGGGACGCCUGGUUUCGGCGCAGCCUUCGGUCACCGAGUGGAAGUUCCUCAUGGCGAGGUUGUUGAACGAACUGGGCAACGCCGAGAACGCGCGCAAAGUGUUCGAAGAGAUUCUGGCGUUAAACCCUCUAUCGUUUGAGGCAUUAUUCGAGAACGCCUUGGUAAUGGACCGGUGCGGGGAAGGCGAGGCGGUGAUUACGCGGUUGGAAGAGGCGUUGAAGAUUGCGGAGGAGGAGAACAAGGCGAAGGAGGCACGGGACGUGCGGUUGAUAAUGGCGCAGAUACAGUUUUUGCAGAAGAAUGUGGAGGGGGCCUUGAGGAGUUAUCAGGAAUUGUCGAAGGAGGACCCCAAUGAUUUUAGGCCGUAUUUUUGUCAGGGGAUGAUUUACAGCUUGCUGGAUAGGAAUGCAGAGGCCAGAGAGCAGUUUGCGAAGUACCGGGAGCUUUCUCCAAAGAAGUUUGAGGUGGAGGGGUACUUGAGGACCCCAUUGUCGAGGAUGAAGCUAUUUGGGUCGGAUGAGAAUUGAGUUUCUUGCUGGGAACAUGCAGGAAUAAUGCUGGGAACAUGCAGGAAUAAUGCUGGGGAAAUGGGUUUUUCUCCGCAAGGUGAAGGCAGUGGCUUUUUUGGGUAAUCGGCUAAUCCCUUUGUCAAGUUUUGAUGGUUACUUUACUGUUUUUAUUUGAUUUUUUGCCAUGAUGUGGAAACACUGUUGAAGCUUCACAGAGGAUAAUUAGGGAAUAGACAAGGAAAUAAGAACCAAAUUUUGUGGAGAUAAAAAAAAAAAAAAAAAAAAACUAUCUUGUUGAAUAAUCUGCUUCAGCCGAAUUUGGUUCUUCUC